AUGUCUGCCGGACUCGACCCUGCGAGUCCGCCUUCUCUUGGAAAAGGAGACAAUUUGCAUCAGCAGGUCCUGGCCUCCUUCCCACUUUGUGACGUCACAGAGGAUGACCUAACCCAGAACCCCCGGUUCUGCAAACUCCUGGCCACCCUGUCGCAACACGUGGACCACACCGGUCUCACCAUGGCACUUAAAACAGAGCAGGAGAAGGCUGAGCAGAAGCUGCAGAACCAGAGAUGUCGCUGGCUUCGCUCCGAGAGCCUCUACAGAGCGCUGCAGGAGAUGAUCCAGGAGCACUGUGUCAGGAAGCACCAAGCCACAGUACCCCCGGACCAGAACCUGGUACAGUAGCCAUGCACUGUCAAUAUCAAAACAGCUCCCCUUUUGUUUUUCUACGAGACGUUGGAGCGCUGUCUGAAGGUGGCUCAGUGUGUCAGACAGCUGGAUGCCAGUGCCACAACAAGCCAAGACCAGUGCUCUAUACUGGGGCUUAGUCCUCAACACGUGCUCGAGCUCAUGCCCGCAGAGAGGAAUGUGCAAAGAAUGAAACGGAGUCUACCCAGGGAGCUGGAGAAACAUCUCAGGAAAAAGUCCUUCAGCCUUCUCUCCUACUAUCAACCUGAAUGGGAGAGUGAAAGUGAGGGCCUGAAGAACAUAAAGUUGUCUCAUCUGUCAAGCCAGCUGCGCAACGAGAGAGAGAGAGCCAAGAGUCUGAAGGAGAUCUGCCACAAGAACACUUUUCUCCUGCAGCGACAGACUCCGCUUUACCUCUCUGAGCUGAUAAGGUGUAUCCAGCUGCUCCAGUCUGUCAUCUUGGACCACAGACUGAAGAUUCAGGCGGACCUGGAGGGCAAAAAGUUGGAGUACUUUGAGGGCAAAUGUGAGCUGGUCAUACAAAAGAUCAAGACGGAGAUGGCAGAGAUCAGUCUGGACACAUACACACCUGACACGAUAUCGGCCCAUAAAAAAAUAAGGGAAACGCUGGAGUCGAAGCUGAAGGUUUGCCGGGUGGAAAAGCAGUCUGCGGAAAACAAGCUGGCCUCGUUUGAGAUCCUGGGUAAGGAGUUCGAGGCCCUGGCUGAGGAAUACGCCAGAUUCCGGCGGGAGAUUGACAUGAAGAACUGGGCCCUGAAGGAACUCUCCCACGAUGCCAACUAG
This is a messenger RNA of Lampris incognitus (smalleye Pacific opah), 1155 nucleotides long. RefSeq names its product HAUS augmin-like complex, subunit 4 (gene haus4). The record is from RefSeq and is a predicted model, not a curated record. Gene Ontology annotation, molecular function: microtubule minus-end binding. The transcript has 9 exons. NCBI's taxonomy places the organism in Eukaryota, Metazoa, Chordata, Actinopteri, Lampriformes, Lampridae. Gene Ontology annotation, biological process: centrosome cycle; spindle assembly. Gene Ontology annotation, cellular component: HAUS complex.